AUGGGUUCCACUCGCUCAGAUGAAGGCUCUGCCACACACAAGGAACGCUUACGCUGGACACAACAACUCCAUGAUCUCUUUGUGGAGGCUGUAAAUAGGCUUGGUGGCCCUGAUAGGGCAACACCAAAGGGUAUAUUGAAGGUAAUGAUGGCCACAGACAUUUCAAAUUUGAACAUUUAUCAUGUCAAAAGCCACUUGCAGAAAUACAGGAACUCCAAGUUGAUUCCAGAAUCCACCACAAGAGGAAAGAUUGAGAAGAGAGGUGUAUCACAUAUACUUCCAAAUUUCUGUUCUAUAUCUGCUCUUCAGUUAAAGGAAGUACUUCAAAUGCAAGCAGAGGUGCAUAAACGCAUGAAUGACAGAGUUGAGGUUCAGAAAAGCUUGAAGCUGAAAAUUGAAGCACAAGGAAAGUACCUAGAUAGAAUUGGACAGAGUAGUCAGAUCAAAACAAUUACAAGAAAAGCAAGCAAGUCUUUUGUCGGUAGAGCUACACCUCUGCCCUCUCUUUCCGAGGAAUCUGAAUCCUUAAAAAUACAAUCCGAGGAAGAACAUCAAACAACCAAAAAGAAAAAGGUCGCCUAUGAUGAUGACAGUAUUUUUCCUGCAGAUUAUGAACUAGGAUCAUCCCCAAUCUCAGAAUUCUGCAACCAAACUUGGAAUAUUUCUUGGAGUCAGCUGGCUGAAGCAACAUGCCAAUCACCUUUGGUGUCUAGUUUCUUAUUAUAG
This is a messenger RNA of Lathyrus sativus (Indian pea), 726 nucleotides long. Lineage: Eukaryota; Viridiplantae; Streptophyta; Magnoliopsida; Fabales; Fabaceae. The record is from the annotation of a GenBank genome assembly.